Macrobrachium nipponense is the source of this 1680-nucleotide messenger RNA. RefSeq lists its product as uncharacterized. Bases 147 to 1571 code for a protein of 474 amino acids. The transcript is spliced from 2 exons. NCBI's taxonomy places the organism in Eukaryota, Metazoa, Arthropoda, Malacostraca, Decapoda, Palaemonidae. The record is from RefSeq and is a predicted model, not a curated record.
UCAGUGCCCUGAAGGCUUUCGUAGUGUAUGAUUGUCUAUAUCGUCUGCCCUCUUUAAGUUUCUCGUGUGUCGUAUUCUACUGUCACCGUUCAUCGGGCGAUUUUUUAUAUAUAUCUGGAUUCUCUACACUGCAAAUCGUUUCUGCAAUGCCCAGGAAGAAAGGCUUUAUCAAGAGAAUGGCCGAAGCAGCUGAGAAAGCGAGAGAGAUGAAAAGGAGGAAGCUGGAAGAGCGACGAGCAUCGGCCAUUCUACCUCCACCACCAACAGCUGAUCCUCACCAACCAUCUACGAGCCAUGCGACCGCCACCACACCACCACCACCACCUCCCUCCACCACUCGUGCUCCAACACAAACCCUCACCAGUGCAAUGCGUAGAAAGAUCGGUAUUCAAAAAACAGAAAAAGAAGUAAAAAAUAUUGAAACUGUAUUCUUGAGGAGAAGUAAUUUAGUAGAUAUUGCAGAUAAUGUAGCCUGCUCUGUGUGCUUUGAAAAUAGUGUGAAGGCGGUUGUUGUGAAAAGACAUUUGGACACUCGAGUAAGAAUGUUUUGUACAAAGUGUAAAUUUACUGUUUUUGAUAAUAAUGCUGAAAACUACCAGUCUGUGAAAACUAAAGGUGUUCAUGUUAUGACAACAAUUCUUGUAUAUAUUAUGAUGCAUUUUGGUUUUGGUUAUUCAUUAUUUAGGAGAGUUUGCAGUUAUUUAUUUUUGAGGGUUGUGAGUUGUAAAGUAUAUAAACGUUAUGCAGAUCUUGUGAACGAAAUGGCAAAGGUGAAGGUGCAAGAAGCCCUAGAAAAAAGCAGAAAGGCAACAGUUGAAUAUUAUAGAACUAAUUAUCCAGAACGUGUGGGAGAGGAUGGGGUAGUGAAUAUAGAUGUAUCUUAUGACGGCUCUUGGCACAAGAGAGGCCAGACUUCCAGGUAUUUUUUUGGUGCCGUUAUUGAGGGACAUGUUGGCCGUGUUAUCGAUUAUAUAACGCUUUGUUCCGAGUGUGAACCUUGUACUAAGAAGCAAAAUCUUGUGAAGAAUAAGGAAUGGACACAGGAGAAGUAUAAUCGUUGGUAUGGCAAGCAUGCUCCUGAGUGUGCCAUAAAUUAUAAAGGUACUUCUGGGAGUAUGGAACCAACUGCUGCAGAAAAGUUAUGGGCAAGGUCAGAAGGCGUAGGUUUUCGAUACGUUAGGUUCAUCUCUGAUGGUGAUACGAAGACUUUUAAAACUAUCAGAGACAUGAAUAAUGGACAAGGCCCUUAUGGUUCUGCACAUGACGUUGUGAGAUGCCUGCGUGGGAAAACGCAAAACCCCAAUGUUCACAGCAGAGUUUGGCGUAUGUGUCCCAAACACAAAAAUGUAAAAAUGAGGUAUGUAGAUUUUGCGGCCGCCCAAGCUGUUUCUACCCACAACAUGGGGCAUGAAGAAAGUAAUUUGAAUAAAUUGCUUGGCCUUCCUUUUACUGAAUAUUUGCUCAAGUGCUUGCAGACUCAAGACCAGAGGAUGGAUGAACCAUUAAAGAAAAAAGCUAGGAGGAGGUUGAAGGCGGACAAGGGCUACUCUGCAGGAGCAUACUUAAAAUAGUCGCCGUGGGAUGUGUCAACUUUAAAUGCCAUUUUCUCAAAAAUUUUGCAUUCAUCAGAUAGGAGAAGAGUCCAGGUAUAAAGAGUGCUUUAAAAUAAAAUUUUCAAUU